This is a messenger RNA of Gilbertella persicaria, 537 nucleotides long. RefSeq lists its product as uncharacterized. Bases 1 to 537 code for a protein of 178 amino acids. NCBI's taxonomy places the organism in Eukaryota, Fungi, Mucoromycota, Mucoromycetes, Mucorales, Choanephoraceae. The record is from RefSeq and is a predicted model, not a curated record. The transcript has a single exon.
AUGAAGAAAGUCGUUGUGCCAAAGAUUGACCCAGAUCCUAAUGAUCCUAACAACUACUGCAAUUCAUUCAAACGAACCUAUUCAUUCAAACCCCUCUUUGUUGUCUAUCUUAGGAAGACACAUGGCGUGAGAAAGGGACCAAGUCGUACUAUAGUUAAGCCAAGAGUUCAGCCUAAUCCUCAUGAUCCUAACAGCUACUGUCAAACAUGCGAAAGGACUUAUGCAUCCAGGUUGCACUUCCGUCUUCAUCUUAGGAGAAAACACACCACUAAACUUAAAAUGGAUUUAGAUCCUAAUGAUUCUAAAGAGUAUCGCCUACCAUACCAAAAAGCUCUUAUAGCUAGGUCAAGUUACAUUACCCAACUUAGUGAAAAGCACGGCAUAAAGAUAGAACUAGGUCAUAAUACUGUCAGCCCAGAUAUUGAACCUGAUCCUAAAGAUGCUAAUAACUACUGUCAAGCAUAUGAAAGAACUUAUUUACGCAAAUCAAGCUACAUUGAGCAUCUUAGGGCAAAACAUGGUAUAGAAGUAGACUAA